UAAACAACCGAGAGAGAGAGAGAGAGAGAGAGAGAGAGACGGGGGAUUCAUGGCUUCGAGGGAUCUCGUACUCAUGCUUCUUGUUCUUCUUCUUCUUCUAAUCUCAUCACUCGGAUCGUCCAAGGUAUUGGGCUCGUAUCCGGUAGUGGUGAGCACUUGGCCAUUUGUCGACGCUGUCAGGGCUGCCUGGAGAUCGGCCGAUGCCGGUUCUCCGGCCGUCGACGCCGUUGUGGAUGGCUGCUCCGAGUGUGAGGUCCUGCGCUGCGAUGGCACAGUUGGACCUGGCGGCAGUCCAGAUGAGAAUGGGGAAACUACAAUAGAUGCUCUUGUUAUGAAUGGGACAACAAUGGAGGUAGGGGCUGUGGCUGCUAUGAGAUUUGUGAAAGAUGGUAUCAAGGCUGCAAAGUUGGUUAUGGAGCAUACCAAACAUACAUUGCUUGUCGGGGAGCAGGCCUCAGUUUUUGCCAUGUCAAUGGGUCUUCCAGGACCGACAAAUCUCAGUUCACCUGAAUCCACCGCAAAAUGGCUUAAAUGGAAAGAAAACUCCUGUCAGCCCAACUUUUGGAAGAAUGUUAUUCCUGCAAAUGGAUGCGGACCUUAUCAUUUAAGGAAUGUGGCCUCAAACCAAGAAGAGAACUCAUGCAUGCCAUCCAAUGAAGGGACCAGUGGAGGGACAUGGUUGGGAGAUAGUCUUUUGGUUUCAGACCACUCAAACUCAAAAUUAAUUAGUCAGACAAGCCAUGAUACCAUCUCCAUGGCUGUAAUUGACAAAGAUGGACGGAUUGCAGUAGGGACGUCUACUAAUGGUGCCACCUUUAAAAUUCCUGGCAGGGUAGGUGAUGGACCAAUUGUAGGCUCGUCUGCAUACGCUGAUGAUGAAGUUGGUGCUUGUGGUGCAACUGGUGACGGCGAUAUCAUGAUGCGCUUCCUCCCCUGUUAUCAAAUAGUGGAGAGUAUGCGACGAGGACUUGAGCCUCAGCAUGCUGCAAUAGAUGCAAUAUCUAGAAUUGCUCGUAAAUAUCCAGAUUUCGUUGGAGCUGUUUUUGCACUCAGAAAGGAUGGCAUUCAUGCAGGAGCUUGCCAUGGGUGGACAUUUCAGUACUCAGUAAGAACACCUAGCAUGGUGGAUGUUGAGGUCUUCACAGUUGAACCUGUGAUCAAUAAUGGUCCUAUCUUGACAAAACAAACCCAUGCAACUUUUGGCCUUUCUUGAGACACAAAUAGCAACAACAUUUUCAUAAGAUUAUCUAACUGUUGGAUCAAUGUUUAGGAGCAUGCCUGCUUCUGUACCACUCUGGAAGAGAGAACAUUUGACUGUGAACUUAUUAUAAUAGCCUUAUACAAUUCACAGUAACCAAACUUGAUUAUUCUAAGAAACUACUUGUUUAUCUUAAUCUUUGAAGAGUGCUCAAUGUAAGCAUUAAAAAGAGCUCGAUUUAUAAAGAUAUUGUCAUAGUCAAAUUGUUUAUGUUUUGCAGGAUGCAUUCUGGUAGGGCCAAUGUGAAGCCUAAUGGCUAGAAGAUUUAUUUAAUAUAGGUUGACAAAAUGUGGCAUAAGCAGAGGGGAAUCUGAUGCCAGCAUUGUCUCUCUGGUUUUU
Messenger RNA from Dioscorea cayenensis subsp. rotundata (Guinea yam), 1597 nucleotides. Its product is annotated as probable isoaspartyl peptidase/L-asparaginase 3. The transcript has 8 exons. Lineage: Eukaryota; Viridiplantae; Streptophyta; Magnoliopsida; Dioscoreales; Dioscoreaceae. Bases 50 to 1213 code for a protein of 387 amino acids. The record is from RefSeq and is a predicted model, not a curated record. Gene Ontology annotation, molecular function: N4-(beta-N-acetylglucosaminyl)-L-asparaginase activity. Gene Ontology annotation, biological process: protein deglycosylation.